AGAGCAUUGGUCGAACAUUUCUUGAACGCUGGCAUUGUGCUGCACUGCUGCUUCUCCGCCUCUCUUCUCUCUCCAUCCCUCUGAAUAGAUUUCUGGGCGCAGAAACCGGUAUUAACAUGGGGUCGAUGUUCGGUGACUGGCCCUCCUUCGACCCUCACAACUUCAGCCAGCUUCGACCUUCUGAUCCCUCCAAUCCCUCUAAAUUGACACCUGCCACUUAUCGUCCUACUCACAACCAAACUGUUCCACCACCUGAUCAAGAUAAUGUUCAUCAUAUGUCUUACUUGGUGAUAGUUAAAUUGCUUGGUUGACUUACCAUGACAUUAACCAUCAACCAAAAGAUGGUGUGAUUGAUUGGAUAUCGAAAGAAAUUUUUGUUUCACUAUGAGCUAUUUGGAAUGGAAAUUUUUACUGUUGGCUCAUAGUUCAGUUUUUUGUUUUAUCAGUGUUGAAAUUGUAUGUGAUCUAGAGAAUCUAGAUUGCUUUUGCUAAAAGUAAAAGGAGAGUGUUGAUGAUUGACAUUUUUUGUGUAAUCACUCGUUGGCUCUAAUAAGCCUAGAAAUGUUUUCAUCUGGCUUACUUGUAAAACUUUUUGAGCAGUUAUUACUACUGAAGCCAAAAACAUUCUAAUAAGAAAUAUCUAUCAGCAUGGUGAGAAGAUGGUGAGUAAUUCCUCUUUUUUUUACUUGUUAUAACAGCAACAGCACAUAUAAAACAAUUUUUUUGCAUUCUGUUUUGAUUUCUCAUUGCUUUUCUCAUUGCAGUUGAGACCAAAGAAAGCUGCCUCAGAGAAUCUAAUACCAGAGCAUGGAUGCAAGCAACCUAGAGCUUCUCCCUCACACUGAGAUUCGGUAUCGUUUUCUCCAUGUUCAUGUAAAUAUUUUAUUUGCCAUGGCAAAUAUGUAUUAGAAGCUGAGAAGCAACUAGCUUGCUCUUUGUUGUAAACUGUUUAGCUACACAGGUGAUGUACAAAUGAGACUCACAUCUGGGUAAAUCGCAAUGAAAGGGGGUAUUUGUU
Messenger RNA from Rubroshorea leprosula, 1018 nucleotides. Lineage: Eukaryota; Viridiplantae; Streptophyta; Magnoliopsida; Malvales; Dipterocarpaceae. The record is from the annotation of a GenBank genome assembly.